AAAAAAAAAAAAAAAAAACUUGGCACCCCAGCCCACCUCACCCAUGGCUACCUGGACUCGUGGAGAACUCAACACCGCAACGCCAGGAAGCGCCUGGGCGGCAAGUUCACUGGUCUCUUCCUCAAGUUCCACACACCUUGGAUGGAGUUCCGCUCUGCCCACCUCUCCAGCCAUAAAAACAAGGUACCACUCUUGGACAAUAAUGGUAUCACCCUCAGUCUGAAAGACAUCUAUGCCAUCCUCUGGAAGGCAAAGUAUGGCUCAAACAGACUGACCGAGGGUCAAUGGCAGCUCAGUGUCUUCCACGGCCUCAAGCUCCCAGACAUCUUCAAGGUCAUCAGCACCCUGAGAGGACCUUCUUCACGCAACGCCCUCUUCAGGUUCUUCUCCCAUACCCUCCCUAUCAAUCACAUGAGAGCAGACGAUGAUUGCACUCUCUGUGGCAAAUCCUGCACAGACCAACCCUACAAUCACUUCUUCUUUGACUGCAACAAAGUGGCGACCCAAGAAGCCAUGCGCCCAGCCUUAGACUUGGUGAAGCAACGCUCUGGUAUCAACGUCAGAGAAUGGAACAUCAAAGYACURGACAUCUCCACGAAGUCUCGUCGCCCCAACCUUCCAUUCAUCCACCUCAUGGCAAUCAUCGUCAACUACCUCUGGCACUACAUCGCCAACCACCUCUUUGGCAACAAGGAGGCCCCGUUGGCCAAGCUCAGCUUGGUGUGCAUCACAUCCUUCAAGUCCCUCCUCCGCCAGGAGUGGCGUUCCCUCAUGUCCACGCUUACGAGUCACAUCCUG
This is a messenger RNA of Acytostelium subglobosum LB1, 798 nucleotides long. RefSeq lists its product as hypothetical. The transcript has a single exon. NCBI's taxonomy places the organism in Eukaryota, Evosea, Eumycetozoa, Acytosteliales, Acytosteliaceae. The annotation marks the transcript as partial. The record is from RefSeq and is a predicted model, not a curated record.